Messenger RNA from Pecten maximus, 6681 nucleotides. RefSeq lists its product as uncharacterized. Gene Ontology annotation, biological process: DNA integration. The transcript is spliced from 5 exons. The record is from RefSeq and is a predicted model, not a curated record. Lineage: Eukaryota; Metazoa; Mollusca; Bivalvia; Pectinida; Pectinidae. The coding region runs from base 1 to 6681 and encodes 2226 amino acids. Gene Ontology annotation, molecular function: nucleic acid binding.
AUGACAGAUCACACGGAUGGAUCAAGUUUCGAUAUAGAGCUUCUAGACAACCAGCUCCAGAUUAGGAAAAGAUGCAGACCUCCAGUUUAUCCGGAAAUAUCUACUGGAUGGAUCAGAACUGGACAAGGAGAAGCUAAGUACUACUGGUGGAAUAGAAAAGUUGGAUUUGCCACAAGGAAAGACGUGUGUUGUCACUGCGCUGUUGAUGGAGUACAGCGAGAUGCCAACUUGCUCAAACAGUAUCGUGUUGUUCUGCCUGUGUAUAAUCAUGAACUCAGCUUUGAUGAGGGCACAUGUCCCUUCAAAGGUAGAGUGAAAUUUCGGGUUUAUAGUCCGAUGAAAUUUAAUAAAUUUGGCAUAAAGUUAUACCAAGUUUGUGAGGCUGGAAGUGGCUAUUGUGUCGGUUUCCAUAUAUAUGAUGGAACAGAGGGUGGUGCCGCAUAUGCUGAGGUAUUAGACCUUGGCAAUGAGGAGUUAUCUACCACUACAAAAGUGAUUUGGUUGGUUGGGAGAUACAACUCCAUCAAACAUUUGGAGGCUGUAGGCAGGCUACCAGCAAGGUCGGUGAAGUCGACAGAUGGGGUUUUGACGAAGCCGAGUGAUGGUUCAUCAUCUGCUCCAGUAACGAACUGCAACGGGACAACGUCUACGUCAAGGACACAGACAUCGGUCUACGCCUACACGAAUUCAUACAGCUUGGACGACCACACAGACAACACACAUCAAGUAACGGAGCUCAGUGAGGCAACACACACCAGUCAGCCUAGGGUAAGGACGUUAACUCCCAAGGCUAAGGAACUGUACGAGGAUGCAGUCCAAAGUCACAACAAAUUUUAUGAGGAUAUGUGGAUAGAAUUAGAUUCCCAUCUUCGACGUGUAAAAGGUGAAGGUAGGAAAUUAGAUCUCGAUUCCCUGAUCGACCUUGAGAGAAACAUACGGGAAUGUACUGGUAGCCUUGAUAAACUCCAAUCCAGUUUCUUCGAUUAUCUGAAACGCAAAAACACAGAAGAGAGCCUUGAACUAGUCAUAGAUCAAUCUAUUAAGGAAUUAGGCACGUGUAUGGAGCGGGCAGAGAAGCAAAAGUCAAUUGAGCCUGCAUUAUCUUCGAGACAAUCCAGUGCUGGGUCUAGUUCGAAAAAUUCAAGUGUGAUUUCUGUCAUCGCUAGAAAAAAGGCAAAGGCUGAGGCACAGAAGGCACGCCUGCAAUAUGCUGAACAAGAGGCGGCCCUAAAGAAGAGACAGGCAAGGCUUGAACUGGAAAGUGCUCGAGCUAGCGCAGCAGCCAAACUGGAGAAAGCCGACCUAGAAGCCGAUCUUGACCUACUUACACAAAAGAAGGAGGUCGCUGCUGCGGAAGCGGAAGCGGAAGCCCUUGAGGACUCGGAGGAGUUUAACCUAACUCAUAACCACGAUAGGAUAAAGGCUAUUCCGAAAUUUGACACGCAGCAACGAACAAGAGCCUAUGUCGAAGAAACAGUAUUUCAUGAUCAUAGUGCUGAACUCCCGGUGACAGCAGACCCACACUUGCAUUUACCUAUGAAUCCAAAUGCACCUGUUUUUACUACGGCAACCAAUACGGACACAGGUAUAGCUAUGGACCUCACCCGUUUUCUGUUGAAGAAGGAUCUUCUUCUCUCAAGGUUAACAAAUUUUGAUGACAGACCAGAGUCAUACCAAACCUGGAAAUCAAGCUUUAAGUCAAUCAUGGCAGAUCUUAACGUCACCCCAAGAGAUGAGAUGGAUUUGCUUGAGAAAUGGUGUGGACCCGAAUCUAAACGACAUGUCGUAAGUCUCAAAGCUUCAAACUUCGGAUUCCCAGAAAGAGGACUUUUGAGAGUAUGGGAGCGUCUUGACGAACGGUUUGGGGCACCAGAGAUGAUAGAAGCUUCACUUAGACAGAGGUUAGCGAGCUUUCCUAAGCUUACACCAAGAGACACCAAGAAACUGUUUGAUCUAUCAGAUUUAGCAUCCGAAAUUGAAUCACUCAAGGAGGAUAGCCAAUAUAAGUCUCUUUUAGGAUACUUCGACUCAUCGACAGGAGUCUCGCCAAUUGUGUCCAAACUUCCACAUAACCUACAAGAGAGAUGGACCAAUGCUGCAAUAAAGUUUACAAAAACACACCAUGUCGCAUUUCCUCCAUUCAGUUUCUUCUCUGAAUUUUUGAGAGAUCUAAGUAAAGUGAAAAACAAUCCAAGUAAAGUGAAAAACAAUCCCAGUUUCACAUAUGACCAACCUAAUGGAAGCAAGAAUGAUAAGACUGUACAAAGGAAUCCUCAAGAGAGAAAGAACAUCUCAGUCAGGAAAACCAACGCUGAUAGCAUACAAAACAGUGACAGAAACAGAAAGAUUUGUUUUCUACACAACGUUAGUUCCCACACUCUCAACAAAUGUAGGGCCUUCCUUACCAUGUCGAUGGAGGAGAGGAAGAAGUUGUUGCGGGAUAAGAAGGUCUGCUUCCGGUGUUGUGAAUCGACGUCACACAUCAGUCGCAACUGUGAUGUGAAACAACCUUGUAGCGAAUGUAAUAGUGAAAGGCACUGCACAGCACUCCACCUUGAGCAUCAGUCAAAUUCAGGCUCCUUAGAGUACGGCGAGGAGCCUGCAUCACUGGUAUCUAAAUCUCCUGUCCAAGUUAACUGCACGCAGAUCUGUGGCAAUAAGUUCAAAGGGAAAUCAUGUGCCAAAAUUGUUCUUGUUGACGCGUUCCAUCAAGACCGACCCACAGACCGCAUAAGACUUUAUGCUAUGAUUGACGACCAGAGCAAUAUGUCACUGGCCAAAUCACAAUUAUUUGACCAACUUGACAUUAAAGGAAAACAACACAACUACGUGUUAUCUUCGGUGUCCGGGGUUUCGAAGACCACAGGCAGAAACUCGACUAAGGUUAUCGUUGAACCUGUAGACAGGUCUAUAAGUCUUGACAUUCCCAUCCUGUUAGAAUGUGACCGCGUCCCUGAAAUUCGCGAUGAAAUACCUACUCCUGAGGUAGCCGAAAACUACGCCCAUCUCAGAGACGUUGCCAAGUGUAUUCCUCCUAUUGACAACACUGCUCACAUUUUGAUGCUUAUUGGAAGGGACGUAAUUAGAGCUCAUCAUGUUUUGGACCAGAGAAUAGGACCAUCAAACACGCCAUAUGCCCAGAAACUCCCUCUCGGUUGGGUCAUAAUCGGAGAGACUUGCUUAGGAAGGACUCACAUUCCAGAACUAGUAAAUGUUUGUAAAACCAAUUUCCUAGCAGAUGGCCGACCAUCACUCUUCAAACCCUGUCCGAACGAAUUUGAGUGCAUCUACGAUGCGAACAGGUCCUUAAAGGAGCUUGAUGUAUUAGGAAAACAUGUGUUCCAUCGUACAAAAGAGGAUGAGAAAGUCAGUAUGUCACAGGAAGACCGAAGGUUUCUCGGCAUCAUGAAAGAAGAGCUUGUGGAAGGUAAUGAUGGUAAAUGGAUAGCUCCACUGCCAUUCCGCGAUCCACGACCAAGAUUGACUAACAACCGAACACAAGCUGUUAAACGAGCAAGAACCCUGGAUACCAGUCUGCGAAAGAACCCCGUGAAGCGACAGCACUUCGUAGACUUAAUGGAAAAGAUAUUCAGUAGUGGCCACGCCGAGUUAGCGCCGGCGCUUAAGGACAGCGAAGAAUGUUGGUAUUUACCAAUUUUCGGUGUAUACCACCCGCGGAAACCGGAGCAACUUAGAGCAGUGUUUGACUCCUCGGCAAGGCACAAUGGAGUUUCAUUGAACGAUGUCCUCAUGUCUGGUCCAGACCUUGCAAAUAGCUUGCUUGGAGUACUGAUGCGGUUCCGAAGGGAGUCGGUGGCUAUAGUAGGAGACAUUGAGCAAAUGUUUUAUUGCUUUCAAGUAAGGGAAGACCACAGGAACUACUUAAGGUUCUUAUGGUACAAGGACAACAAUCCGGAAAAUGAGUUGGUGGAAUAUCGCAUGUGCGUCCACGUCUUCGGAAACAGUCCUUCUCCUGCCAUUGCCACCUUAGGACUUCGAAAGUCAGCCGAAGGAAAUGAUGAUGACGUUUCCGACUUUGUCACUAAUGACUUCUACGUGGAUGACGGGCUUACCUCAUUACCAACUGUCGACGAAGCUGUUGACCUUAUGAAAAGAACACAGCAUGCACUUCACCAAGGAGGGAAACUACGCUUACACAAAAUUGCCUCUAAUAGGGAUGAAGUUAUGAACUCUUUUCCUGCAGACGACCUUGCAAAAGGUGUUAAGGAUCUCGAUUUAGGAUGUGAACCACUGCCUAUUCAGUGUAGCUUGGGAGUCAGUUGGAGUUUGGAAACCGACUCGUUUCUUUAUCAAGUCUCAACAGAAGCUAAACCAUACACGCGCAGGGGCAUACUGUCAACUGUCAACGGGAUCUUCGACCCGUUAGGAUUUUUGGCUCCAGUAGUAAUCGAUGGGAAACACUUUUUGAGAUCUCUUAUUCAUGGAACCAAAGAUUGGGAUGAACCUCUCCCCGCAGAACAUCGCAUACAAUGGGAACUCUGGAGAGACUCUCUUGAACACCUACAACAUGUUCGUAUACCUCGGACCUACGCACAGUUUUCAUUCAAACUAUCUAUUGACAGUACCGUCCAUGUCUUCUCUGAUGCCUCCGAGAAAGCUAUCGCUGCAGUAAGUUAUCUACAUACAAAGGAUGGAAACGGAAAACAAGAUAUUGGAUUCAUUCUUGGCAAGGCUAAGGUAGCCCCCCUCCAUGGCCAUACGAUACCGAGACUGGAAUUGUGUGCUGCAGUAUUGGCCGUGGACAUAGCAGAGACAGUAUCUGACCACUUACAUAUCCCUCUUGAGAAAUUUCGAUUCCACACCGAUAGCAAAGUUGUACUUGGUUACAUAUACAACAAAACAAGGAGGUUUUAUACAUAUGUAGCCAAUAGGGUAGAACGCAUUAUACACGUGACGGACGCAGAUCAAUGGUCGUAUGUGCAAACAGAUAGAAAUCCAGCAGAUGAAGGGACAAGAUCAGUACCCGCCCAGGCUAUUCAAGACAGCAUGUGGCUCAAUGGACCUACUCGUCUUACUACGAUUAAUGAUAUGACAUCAGAGCAUGUGUUUGAUCUACAUGAACCAGAAGAUGACAAAGAGGUAAGGCCCCAGGUUCAAAGUCUAAAGACAGACGUCAAACAGUCACCACUUGGUUCUCAUCGCUUCGCAAGAUUUUCUACUUGGAGGACCCUUAUCAGGGCUAUUAUGACACUGACGCAUGUUGCACAGUCCAUUGUCAGCAAGUCCGAGUGUAGGGGUUGGCAUAUUUGCAGUAAGGACAGAAGUGUUGCUGCUUACCACAAAGCCGAACAAUUCGUGGUUAAGGAGGUGCAAAAAGAGGCAUAUCCGGAAGAACUAGACAGUCUCGAACGCGAUCAACUUCUUCCAAACGGAAGUUCGAUUCUGUCACUGAACGCAUUUUUGGAUCAGGAUGGAAUUCUACGAGUAGGCGGACGCCUAAAUCAAAGCCAUGUUCAACAGAAUGAAAUGAAUCCAAUCAUCAUCCCUGGGAAGCAUCAUGUCGCAUUACUUCUCGUGAGACUAUUUCAUGAACAGGUUAAACACCAAGGGCGAAAUUUCACAGAAGGAGCCGUGAGGACAGCCGGAUAUUGGAUAACGGGCUGUAAGCGCUUGGUAUCAACGGUCUUGCAUGCGUGCGUGAAAUGUCGUAAACUUCGAGGGAAAUUGGAGCACCAAUUGAUGGCAGACAUACCUUCCGACCGACUUCAACCUGGCCCACCAUUCACCAACGUCGGUGUGGACACUUUCGGUCCAUGGCAGAUUGUUAGCAGGCGUACUCGUGGUGGUUCAGCCCAAGCAAAACGCUGGGCAAUUAUGUUCACAUGCCUCACCACCAGGGGUAUCCACAUAGAGGUGGUAGAAGAUCUGAGUUCGUCGUCUUUUAUUAAUGCCUUCAGAAGGUUUACCGCUGUGAGGGGCCAUGUAAAACAGAUCCGAUCAGAUCGUGGCACUAAUUUCAUUGGCGCGGUGGAUGAUCUGCAGAUUAACGCCUUUAAGGUUGAGGAAGAAGCAGUGAAGACAUUCCUAUACGACCGCGGAACUACCUGGCUUUUCAACCCACCGCACGCACCACAUAUGGGCGGGGCUUGGGAAAGGAUGAUAGGUGUCUCACGUCGCGUUCUUGAGUCAAUGCUGACAACAGUGAUGGACACUAAUUUGACUCACGAAGUACUCGUUACCUUCCUAGCUGAGGUUUGCGCGAUCGUUAACGCCAGGCCACUAGUACCCGUGUCUUCAGAUCCGGAGGAUCCAUUUCCAAUCAGUCCGGCUACACUUCUGACACAGAAACCAGACACCAUCAUCGAACCAUUUGUGCCUCUUGAUAAUUCUAGUUUGCACAAGGCGCAGUGGAAAAGAGUGAAGGUUCUAGCCGACACAUUUUGGAAGCGCUGGAGAGCCCAAUACCUCCAUACUCUACAACCUCGACGGAAAUGGAAUGACAAGCGCAAGAAUAUCGCGAUAGGGGAUAUCGUGCUACUUAGGGACAAGGAGGUAUCAAGGAACAACUGGCCAUUGGGUUAUGUCGCAAGGGUCUUCCCAAGCAAUGACGGUUUAGUUCGAACGGCAGAGGUCAAGAUUACUUCCGGACAAGGAAAGCCUGUGUUAUAUGUACGACCGAUCAACGAACUGAUCUUACUUCUUGGAGACAACAAAGGCUGA